AUGCGACAAAGUAUGUCGCACAGCGACGCCGGCGACCGCGAGGAAGAAUCGCCGAGCGAGGACUUCCACUCGUGGGUUGCGACGUCGCAGUGUCGCGCGGAACGGAGCCGCGGCGGAAGCGCAGCGAGGAAAGCGGCGGGGAAAGCGGCGGGGAAAGCUGCGCAGCCGGCAGGGCCAUGGUCACCCUUAACGGCCGGAACAGCCGCUGCUGCUGCGGCGAUUGCUGCCGUAGCGCCGGCAGCGGCGCAGCAAAAACUUUUUGAAGACGAAAAGCUUGGCACUGGCAGUGGGGCCGGUUGCGGUACUGCUGCCACUACUGCUACUGCUACUGCUACUGCCACUGGCAGAAGCAGUGUUUCUCUUAGCACCAGUGGUCGGCGCAUGUCUGUAAACAGGCGACGAAACGCCAUGGACUAUUCUGAGCUCGAUGCAGUGCGAGAACGGCUCAAGCAGGCAGCGGGCAUGUGGGCGAUCGCUGCCCCAGACUGCGAGGAAGACGACGACGACGACGCAGCCAGCCAGAGCAGCGACGGCAGCGACGCUGGCGACGCUACUAGCGACGGUAGGGCCCUGUGGGGGAGCAGCAGCGAGGAGGCUUCUUCUGGUGCUGGGACCUCAGGCGAAGAAUCGCCUGCGGAGCAGAUCUGCGAGCGGGCAGGCCUCCGUAAAUCAGUGGACCAGCAACAGCAGCAGAAGGAGCCGCAGCAGCUGCAGCAGUAUCAGGGAUUGGGGAUGACCCAGAGACGGAGUGCUAGCGCUCUGUGGCAGUUGCUUCUGCCAGGUGCAAGGCGGUAG
This is a messenger RNA of Closterium sp. Naga37s-1, 795 nucleotides long. NCBI's taxonomy places the organism in Eukaryota, Viridiplantae, Streptophyta, Zygnematophyceae, Desmidiales, Closteriaceae. The record is from the annotation of a GenBank genome assembly.